AUGGAGAACAAGUCACAGAUUAUUCCUGAUUUAGUCCUUCUUGGUCUAAUAGAGAUGGAGGGAUUUAAAUACCUCUAUUUUGUGAUAACUCUAGUGAUAUAUGUAUCCAUUCUUGUCCUAUGUUUAAUGAUUGUGGCCAUCAUUUGGAAUGAACCGAGCCUUCAUGAACCCAUGUACAGUUUCAUCUGUAAUUUAAUUGUCAAUGGGAUGUUUGGGAGCGCUGCCUUUUACCCCAAGCUCAUGAUCGAUCUGCUUUCUGGAUAUACAACUAUCUCACUUGGUGGAUGCCUCGUCCAAGCUUUCUGUCUGCAGACUUAUGCUUGCGUUGACAUUUUCACGUUUACGAUCAUAGCUUAUGACAGAUAUCUGGCUGUCUGUUUUCCCUUGAGGUAUCCGACCCUAAUGACAAACAAGAAAACAUUAAAAUACAUAGCUGUGGCGUGGGGUUUUGUGUUUAUCUACCAGACCGUGUUUGUUGUUUGGACGUCAAGUCUAAGUCUGUGUGGUGCCACCAUCAACAACGUCUACUGUGAAACAAUGUCCCUCAUGAAACUGUCUUGCGGAAAUUCUUCAUUAAUUAAUAUUCUUGGGAGUUUUAUGACUAUACUCAUGGUAGUUUCAUCUCUUCUGGUUGUCGUUUAUUGCUACAUAAGGACGUUUGUAAUAUGCCUCAAGAUCUCCAAAGAAGCCUGUCAGAAGGCCAUCCAUACUCUGGUCACCCAUCUACUCGCUUUCUCGACUUUUAUGGCCGCCACUUUAUUCGUAGGUUUCAGGUACAGGCUAAACAUCGGUGGUGUGUCCAGUAACUUCCACCUCGUUAUCGCCGUGACUGGACUUGGUGUCUCAACCACCUUGAACCCUUUAAUUUAUGGCUUACGGACAGAAGUUCUCAGAAAACAAAUAAUUAAAAAAAUUCAUAUGUAUUUAAAGUUGGGGAAACCAGACUAA
Messenger RNA from Spea bombifrons (plains spadefoot toad), 948 nucleotides. RefSeq names its product olfactory receptor 6Y1-like. Gene Ontology annotation, molecular function: olfactory receptor activity; G protein-coupled receptor activity. The record is from RefSeq and is a predicted model, not a curated record. Gene Ontology annotation, biological process: G protein-coupled receptor signaling pathway. NCBI's taxonomy places the organism in Eukaryota, Metazoa, Chordata, Amphibia, Anura, Pelobatidae. Gene Ontology annotation, cellular component: membrane. Bases 1 to 948 code for a protein of 315 amino acids. The transcript has a single exon.